Messenger RNA from Lates calcarifer (barramundi perch), 1923 nucleotides. RefSeq names its product adaptor related protein complex 4 subunit mu 1 (gene ap4m1). The transcript has 16 exons. NCBI's taxonomy places the organism in Eukaryota, Metazoa, Chordata, Actinopteri, Centropomidae. Gene Ontology annotation, cellular component: clathrin adaptor complex; trans-Golgi network; cytoplasmic vesicle. The record is from RefSeq and is a predicted model, not a curated record. The coding region runs from base 341 to 1666 and encodes 441 amino acids. Gene Ontology annotation, biological process: Golgi to lysosome transport; protein targeting.
UCCCGCUAUCUACUAACCCGGUGUGUAAACACCGGUGUGUCAGUUGGUAGCCAGGCUGCUAACUGAAGUAACACACAUUUAUGUUGUAUCUCUGUCGAUAUUUGAAUUCUUCUCUGAAGUGUUUCAUCAGUAGAACUUGUUCAGCGUUGACUCGUCCAUCACGAUCUGCUCUCGUGUUGUUUUUUUCCUAACUUUAAACAUGCUACGAUAGCUAACUUUAGCUCGUCUACCGUUAGCAUCUGUUAAAUUACCUUCACUCCCGAUCAUGGAUUAAUAAAUAAUUGAAGUAAUGUAUCAUUUAAUCGGAUUUACCUCUGUUUCACUGUAAGUCUACUACAGGAUGAUCUCUCAGGUCUUCAUCUUGUCCUCAAAGGGCGACCACCUCAUCUAUAAAGACUUCCGCGGAGAAGCUGGAAGUGAUGUCGUCAGUAUUUUCUAUGAGAAGGUCACGGCCCUGACCGGAGACCAGCCUCCGGUUGUCAUGAGCCACAAAGAUCUUCACUUCGUCCACGUCAGGCAGGGAGGGCUGUACUGGGUUGCCACGACGACGGCCAACUCCUCGCCGUUCACCGUCAUCGAGUUCCUCAACAGGUUAACGGCUCUGAUUAAAGAUUACUGCGGCAGUCUGUCGGAGAAGUCGGUGCAGAUGAACUUCGCCCUCAUCUACGAGCUGCUGGACGAGGUCGUGGACUACGGCUACGUCCAGACGACGUCCUCUGACGUCCUGAAGAACUUCAUCCAGACUGAGGCUGUUUCCUCCAGACCGUUCAGCCUGUUUGACCUUAGCAACAUCGGCCUGUUUGGAGCAGAGACGCAGCAGAGUAAAGUGGCUCCGAGCUCUGCAGCCACCCGACCCAUCCAGUCCAGCAGAGAGCAGGGAGGAAAGAGUGAGAUAUUUGUGGACGUGAUCGAGAGGAUGUCGGUCGUCAUCGGCUCCAACGGAGUUCUGAUGAAGGCCGACGUCGAGGGUGAGAUCAGGGUGAAGUGCUACAUGCCGAGCUGCUCAGAGAUGAGAAUCGGUCUGAAUGAGGAGUUCAGCAUCGGCAAGUCACAGCUCAGAGGUUACGGAGCUGCUGUUCGCGUUGAUGAGUGCAGCUUCCACCAGGCAGUCCGACUGGACGAGUUCGACAGCCACCGGAUCCUCCGACUAAGCCCGAGCCAGGGAGAGCAAACAGUGAUGCAGUACCAGCUGAGCGACGAUCUGCCUUCAGCUCCUCCUUUCCGUCUCUUCCCGACCAUCGAGAGAGACAGUGGAGGACGGCUGCUGAUGUACAUGAAGCUUCGCUGCGAUCUGCCGCCAAAGAGCGCUGCCAUCAACGUCAGUGCCACCAUCCCUGUUCCCAAAGGCUCCGUCAGUUUGUCUCAGGAGCUCAGCAGUCCGGAUCAGAGCGCCGAGCUGAGGCCACAGAGCCGAGCCGUCGUCUGGCAGAUCCCUCGCUUCCCUGGAGGAACACAACUCUCUGCUCUGUUCAAGCUGGAGGUCCCCGGCCUCAGCUCGGCCUCCAUGUUGGAGGUCGGUCCGGUCGGCCUGAGCUUCGAGCUGCCAAAGAUCACUGCCACGGGGCUGCAGAUCCGCUUCCUCCGCCUGACGCCCGUCCAGCCCAGUCCGUCACAGCGCUGGGUCCGAUACGUCACCCACUCCGACUCCUACACCAUCCGGAUUUAACCCCCUCACUUAUCUCCACCUAAACCGCCUUAAACGACGAACGAGUCUCAUCAGUUUCAUGAUGAAGCAGGAUGAAAAGACAUUAUGUACAUUUUUUCCUUCCAAAAUAAUUUCUCUGUGUGUGUCAGUGGCUUUAAUACCUGUUGGACUCUUUGUUUUGAAGUAUUGGAAAGUUGUACAUUUCUCCUGAAAACACCUCACAGAUCAUUUCAUUUUAAAACACUGCUGUCUGUAAAUAAAUGUCAGCUCCCACUCUG